AUGUCGCCCGCUCCAUCGCCCGGAAACGAUGUCUUCCCUGACGGUCCGACUAUGCGACAACCCGCCUUGUCCUGGCUGUACAGACUGGAAUGCGACAUCGACAAGGAAGAAAUAAAUAUUGGUGCUCCUCAUGACGCGGGAAUUAUCCGCAGCGUCGCCAAUAUUGUUCGCGGAAGCAUCAAAGGACCUGGCAUUGAAGCAACGGUCCUGCCGUUGGGAGGAGCCGACUGGGCCACGGUGAUCAAGGGAACCCACUCAAUGAAGCUCGAUGCGCGGUAUACUGCGCGCACCUCCGACGGCCACCAUCUCUACAUCCGCGCCCACGGGCUGUAUCGCCCUGGACCAGGAACCGAGUACGCGAAAGAAGUCGAGCAGGACUGGACACAAGCCCCCAAGACUGUAGUGACCCAAGACGAUGUGGAAUUCUUUUCGCAUUUGCGAUUGGAGGCGGGACCGGGACCGUACAAUUGGUUGAAUGGACUGGUGUGCCUCGGCGUGAUGGUUUGCGAAGGCGAGAAGAUUUGGAUCGAUGCGUAUCAUCUCACGAACUUCCCGGGUGUUAAGCCGGAAGAUGUAGUUGCCAAGGCAUAA
Messenger RNA from Penicillium cataractarum, 591 nucleotides. RefSeq names its product DUF3237 domain-containing protein. Bases 1 to 591 code for a protein of 196 amino acids. The record is from RefSeq and is a predicted model, not a curated record. Lineage: Eukaryota; Fungi; Ascomycota; Eurotiomycetes; Eurotiales; Aspergillaceae. The transcript has 2 exons.